AUGGCUCCACUAACACGUCUAAGUUUGAAAAAAGGAAAUCAAACUUUGCCGAUUUCAACAAAGAAAAUCGUAGGUAACAAUGAUAAAAAAGUAUCAGACAAUAAAAAACAACUGAACAUAUCGAUAAAGAAAGCAAAAUGCCCUUCUUUACGCAUACAAUUGAGUGCUCUGACAAUACCUACACUCAAAAGUCUUCUGCGCUUCAAUCAUCAAAAUUCUUUUGGCAAUAAAUCUAGUCUUAUUUCACGUAUAGUUUAUAUGGUUCAACAUGGUGUUUAUCCUCAAUGUCCAAAAUGUAUGCAAGGCCGAUUAAAAAUACGUUUACAUCGUCGAAAGGAUCAAUCGAAAUAUUAUUGUCCAGGCUUUCCAAUUAGUUUUCGUUCACCUUCGUUUCAUCGAUGUAAUUAUUUAACAGAUGAAUGUAGAAAAAUAACAUUUGAUUUUCCAUCUAAUUCAAGUUUAAUAAUCAAUAAAUAA
Rotaria socialis is the source of this 477-nucleotide messenger RNA. The record is from the annotation of a GenBank genome assembly. Lineage: Eukaryota; Metazoa; Rotifera; Eurotatoria; Philodinida; Philodinidae.